AUGCCAAAUGUUGACGCCUGGUUGGCGACGCCGACCGGUCGAACCACGUCGACCCAAAGAAUAGGCUCCGUUGCUCCUUCCAUUCCUUCGAGGGGUACUUUGACGACGCAUUUGCUCGCCCAACCGCAAAAGCAACGGCGUCAGGUUGAUUCCUCCGAAGCGGUUCUGGAAGAAGAAAAAAUGGUCAAAGUCGAAGGGUCACAGUUUUUCGGUGGCAACAAGGAAAAAGAAGAAUUUUUCGACCCCGUCGCCGAAGCGGAAGCCGGUAUCGCCACUUUCGUUCCAGAUACAACCAGUGAUGCGGUUGACACCAUUCUGCCUAAAGCUACCACGUACGAUCGAUUUAUGGAUCGAGAUGCCUUUUUGGAUAUCGACGUUGCUGCUUUGGCACAAAGCUUGCAGGUCCAAAUCAACGCUGCAUUGUACGAAGGGGCCGAGAUUCCAGCCGAUGCUUCCAGUCAGCAGUAUACCUACGUAUCCAGUGCGCUGGAGUGGACGACUCCUCUGUCGCGCAAAGGUGAUGGCGGUUUAUCGCCACUGCAAGAACUGGAAGCCGCUCUCGAAUUUUACCGACGUCUAGACGUUGCCGUUGUUUCGGGGACACGCGUUUCCGAUUCGACGUUUGUCUUGCGCUGGACCAUUUCCUUGGCGUGGCCCAUAUUCUGGGAGCCGCGCGUUCUCAUCACGGGAACAUCGGAAGUAACAGUCAAUGAGCGGAAGCAAAUUACGCGACAAGUUGACAGUUUGGACGAUACGGAUUUGACGGCGAGUAUUGCCCGUCAGGUUUUUCCGCGAUUCUGGGACGUAUACCACAUCGGUAUGACACCGUCGACCGAAGUCAUGCCCAAACUUUCUGUAAAAACGUCUCCUUUGGCCCCUUAUAAAGUAUACGAUAUUCCUCCCCAACUGGUGCUGCAGCCGACCAUGAAGGAUCUUGGCACCCGUGAGGACAACAACGCCGGUCUCAUCCCCAACCACGGAUUUUCGUGUGUGGUCAAAACCAUGGGACCGCAGAAGCAACGCUACGUACCGACCUCACCAACUGAAGUGCAAAUUAGGCCUGGCUCGGAUGGAAAUGUAAACCUAAAAUGGACCAUUCCCCUUGGAGUCGAGUUCUUGACGAACCCAUCUUUGCUGCUGCCCCAACCAGAUCAAGAAACGCCAGAAAAUAUUGACCCGGAUGCGAAAUACGUUCUCCAACCCCGCCGCCAAGUAGCAACCGUCCCGUAUGCCGGCGGUCCGCAAGAUGUGGCCAUUGCAAGUAUCCGCAAACGCUUUUUCGAGCAAAUCGUCAAGGAUGGUUUACAGCCUAAACUGGACGAAAGUGGUCGACCUCUAUUCUUCUUCUGGCAAAACUCAGUCAAAACGUGUUUUACAGAAGAAGGACUUGGUAUGGCAGUUUACGAAUACCGACCUGAUAUUGCCAAAGCUAAUGAAGUGGGGAUUGAAUUGCAGGUAUCGGACGAGCCGAAACCGACGCUACGAUCAUAGCUCGAAUGGGGGUUUCGAAAAUACCAAAAUUCAGCGUUGUGAAAAUUGACAUUCUCAAUUUGUCCACUAGAGGAUUAUUGGUUCGCACGCAAUGAUACACACCGCCGGGAAACCCUUUAGUAACUUGUGCUGGCAGCGGACAACGCUUCGUUACUCACUGUCAUUGCAAAGUCAAUUCCGAUUCCGGCCCUUGUGCAUGUAGUCGAAUACCACAGGGAGCGGAAGCCGUCUCUAAGUCAGUCUUUAAAGUCAUAUAGGAAACACGAAAACACG
Molecule: messenger RNA, 1764 nt
Organism: Phaeodactylum tricornutum CCAP 1055/1
Lineage: Eukaryota; Bacillariophyta; Bacillariophyceae; Surirellales; Neidiaceae
Exons: 1
Coding region: 1-1491 (496 amino acids)
Source: RefSeq, a predicted model, not a curated record